Molecule: messenger RNA, 6701 nt
Organism: Loxodonta africana (African savanna elephant)
Lineage: Eukaryota; Metazoa; Chordata; Mammalia; Proboscidea; Elephantidae
Gene: KIFAP3
Product: kinesin associated protein 3
Exons: 20
Coding region: 152-2428 (758 amino acids)
Biological process (GO): cilium organization; microtubule-based movement
Cellular component (GO): ciliary transition zone; axoneme; kinesin II complex
Molecular function (GO): kinesin binding
Source: RefSeq, a predicted model, not a curated record
UAACCGCAGUGCCGCCGCCGCCCCGCCUUGCAGGCCCCGACUGUCAUCGCCUUUGGGCGUGGGGGUACCUUGGCCACCGUCCCCGGAACUAGGCCUGCCUGCCUCCCAGAGAUAACCCCACCUGCCCCUCCACGCCGCCGCCGCCGCCGCCAUGCAAGGGGAGGACGCCAGAUACCUCAAAAGGAAAGUUAAAGGAGGAAACAUUGAUGUCCAUCCAUCAGAAAAAGCACUCAUUGUUCAUUAUGAAGUUGAAGCUACCAUUCUUGGAGAGAUGGGGGAUCCCAUGUUGGGAGAGCGAAAGGAAUGCCAAAAAAUCAUUCGUCUUAAGAGUCUCAAUGCUAACACGGAUAUAACUUCCCUGGCCCGAAAGGUGGUCGAAGAAUGUAAACUCAUUCAUCCCUCAAAACUACACGAGGUGGAGCAGCUGUUGUAUUAUCUACAAAACCGCCGUGAUACAUUGUCGGGAAAAGAAAAAAAAGAAAAAUCAAGCAAACCUAAAGAUCCACCUCCUUUUGAAGGAAUGGAGAUCGAUGAAGUUGCUAACAUUAAUGACAUGGAUGAAUACAUUGAAUUAUUAUAUGAAGAUAUUCCUGACAAGGUUCGGGGUUCUGCUUUGAUCCUGCAGCUUGCUCGAAACCCUGACAACUUGGAAGAACUACUCUUGAAUGAAACUGCCCUUGGUGCAUUAGCAAGAGUCCUGAGAGAAGACUGGAAGCAAAGUGUUGAGUUAGCUACAAAUAUAAUUUACAUCUUUUUUUGCUUUUCCAGCUUUUCUCAGUUUCAUGGACUUAUCACCCAUUAUAAAAUUGGAGCUCUAUGCAUGAAUAUCAUUGAUCAUGAAUUGAAAAGACAUGAGCUUUGGCAAGAAGAACUUUCUAAGAAGAAGAAAGCUGUUGAUGAAGACCCUGAAAACCAAACCUUGAGAAAGGAUUAUGAAAAAACAUUUAAAAAAUACCAGGGGCUUGUGGUAAAACAGGAACAGCUUUUACGAGUUGCUCUUUAUUUACUUCUGAAUCUCGCUGAAGAUACUCGUACAGAACUGAAGAUGAGGAACAAAAACAUAGUUCACAUGCUGGUGAAGGCUCUUGAUCGGGACAAUUUCGAGCUGCUUAUUCUGGUUGUGUCAUUCUUGAAGAAACUCAGCAUAUUUAUGGAGAAUAAAAAUGAUAUGGUGGAAAUGGAUAUUGUUGAAAAACUGGUAAAAAUGAUACCUUGUGAGCAUGAAGACCUGCUGAAUAUCACCCUUCGGCUUUUACUGAAUCUGUCCUUUGACACAGGACUGAGAAAUAAGAUGGUACAAGUUGGACUGCUUCCCAAACUCACUGCACUUCUAGGAAAUGAAAACUACAAACAAAUAGCAAUGUGUAUUCUCUACCACAUCAGCAUGGAUGACCGCUUUAAAUCCAUGUUUGCGUACACUGACUGUAUACCACAGUUAAUGAAGAUGCUCUUUGAAUGUUCAGAUGAACGAAUUGACUUGGAACUCAUUUCUUUCUGCAUUAAUCUUGCUGCUAACAAGAGGAAUGUACAGCUUAUCUGUGAAGGAAAUGGGCUUAAGAUGCUCAUGAAGAGGGCUCUGAAAUUCAAGGACCCCCUGCUGAUGAAGAUGAUUAGGAACAUUUCCCAGCAUGAUGGGCCCACCAAAACCUUGUUUAUUGAUUAUGUUGGGGACCUUGCAGCCCAGAUCUCUAAUGAUGAAGAAGAGGAGUUUGUGAUAGAAUGUCUAGGAACUCUUGCAAAUCUGACUAUUCCAGACUUAGACUGGGAGCUAGUUCUCAAGGAGUACAAGUUGGUUCCAUACCUCAAGAAUAAACUAAAACCAGGUGCUGCAGAAGACGACCUUGUUUUAGAAGUGGUUAUAAUGAUUGGAACUGUAUCUAUGGAUGACUCUUGUGCUGCGUUGCUGGCUAAAUCUGGGAUAAUUCCUGCACUCAUUGAAUUGCUAAAUGCUCAACAAGAAGAUGAUGAAUUUGUGUGUCAGAUAAUUUAUGUCUUCUAUCAGAUGGUUUUCCACCAAGCCACGAGAGACGUCAUAAUCAAGGAAACACAGGCUCCAGCAUAUCUCAUAGAUCUGAUGCAUGAUAAAAACAAUGAAAUCCGAAAGGUCUGUGAUAAUACGUUAGACAUUAUAGCGGAAUAUGAUGAGGAAUGGGCUAAGAAAAUUCAGAGUGAAAAGUUUCGCUGGCAUAACUCUCAGUGGCUGGAGAUGGUGGAGAGUCGUCAGAUGGAUGAAAGCGAGCAGUACUUAUAUGGGGAUGAUCGAAUUGAGCCAUACAUACAUGAAGGAGAUAUUCUUGAAAGACCUGACCUUUUCUACAACUCAGAUGGAUUAAUUGCCUCAGAAGGAGCCAUCAGUCCAGACUUCUUCAGUGAUUUUCACAUUCAGAAUGGAGAUGCAGCGGGGCAGCACUCAUUUCCCAGCAGGUGAGGAGUGAGCUUCUUGACUCAAGUGGACACAUGAGACUAUGUGGGCAGCUCCUGUCUGGAGGGGAGAUGGCUGAAUGGACACAGAAAUACAGGGUGGAGAGAAGGAGUGUGCUGUCACAUUAGGGAGAGAGCAACUAGGAGUAUAUAAAAAAAAAUAUAUAGCAAGGUGUAUAUAAAUUUUUGUAUGAGAGAUUGACUUCAGUCGUAAACGUAAAGAACAAUAAAAAUUAAAAAAAAAGUUAUCAUGACCUUUUCGUUAUUUAUGAAGUUGUUUUCCUCUGACUUUUUCUCAGAGGAGAGCAUGCUUCAUGAAGUCUUUAAAAAGAACUCCUGAUGUUAGUAAUUUUUCCAGACAUGGUGAUUACAAAACAAGGUACCCAGAUACCAUUUGCCAAAGUUUUUUUUUUAAUGCUAAUACCAACACAUAGGAGUAAAGAAGCAUUCUGAUAAGCCUCUGAUGGGCAUGUAAAUUGAUGAAACCUUUGUGGAAUGCAUUUGGUAAUAUAAAAAAAAAGUCUUAAAUUGUUCACUUCCUUUAACUCAGUUACUUCACUUCUAAGAAUUUAUCCUUAUGAAGUAAUCAAAGGUAAAGAGUGGGUGAAUAAAUCUGUAUGUGAAAGAAAAUAGCCACACUGAGUAUACUGAGGUGCGUCCGUGGCGUUGUGGAGUGAGCAUUGAGCACACCGAGGUGCGUCCGUGGCGUCGUGGAGUGAGCACUGAGCACACCGAGGUGCGUCCGUGGCGUCGUGGAGUGAGCACUGAGCACACCGAGGUGCGUCCGUGGCGUCGUGGAGUGAGCACUGAGCACACCGAGGUGCGUCCGUGGCGUCGUGGAGUGAGCACUGAGCACACCGAGGUGCGUCCGUGGCGUCGUGGAGUGAGCACUGAGCACACCGAGGUGCGUCCGUGGCGUCGUGGAGUGAGCACUGAGCACACCGAGGUGCGUCCGUGGCGUCGUGGAGUGAGCACUGAGCACACCGAGGUGCGUCCGUGGCGUCGUGGAGUGAGCACUGAGCACACCGAGGUGCGUCCGUGGCGUCGUGGAGUGAGCACUGAGCACACCGAGGUGCGUCCGUGGCGUCGUGGAGUGAGCACUGAGCACACCGAGGUGCGUCCGUGGCGUUGUGGAGUGAGCAUUGUUUUCACUUUGUACCACAAGGUUCGUCUGCAUAUUAGAUUCCAUUGAACAGGUGUUCUGUUUUAAGUAAACCCAGUAUAUGAAGGUCAGAAUAGGUAGAAAUGGAUAUAUUUAGCAAUAGGAUUCUCCUUACAUAAAAUUCUUCCCUUUUUUUAAAGGUUAACCACGGAGACCUUUUAAUUUACUUCCUUAUUUAUAAUUCCUUUUUUAAUAUAAAAAAUGCAUAUUCACCUAUGAUGUUUUGGUAGCAUAAACUUUGGUAACCACUCCCAUAUCUAUAAUUCUAAUAAUUAAAAAUAGUAUGAUUAGGGAUAUUUAGUUAUUCCAUUUAUAUUCAUUUGCAUAUAUUAUAACAGGUUUGGUCAUUUAAUAUUUAAAGGUAUUUUCAUUUUAGGAUUAGCCUGUUAUUAAACAGUGUAUAAUAUUAAAAACAAAAACUUACUGAGAGCCUUGUAUACAUUAUACAUUUUGCUUACUCUUUGUUUUUGGCAUGUACAUUUACAUAAGUCCCUAAUACUUGUUCUUAUCUGUAUCUAGGUUGGGAUAUUUGCAAGAGUUGUUUCUCAGUUUACAUAGAAUUUUGUUAAGUCAUAAUUAAAACACAUACAGUAGAGCCCUUUAUAGCAACAGUGAAGUUGGGUGACAGGACAGUAUCCUGUUUACUUUUUAAAGGUUACUCUGUUUCACAGUGUAUGAUUUCAGUCUGUGCAAAUUUCUAUUAUAAUUGUAUUAAGUUGUCCAAAUGACACUAUUUUUAAUAUGUAUACACAUAUAUUUCAAGCCUAGUGAUAAAUGCUGUACCAAGGUAUAACUGCAAAACCAAUAGAAAUAAUUUUAAGUUCUUCUACCUUUAUCAGUAUUAACCAAACAAAUGUGUGGUAAUAUUUCUUGAAAUGAAUAAAACCGUUCAUAAGAAAUAAUACUAUGUGACAGGUAAAAUUAUACCUAAGGGAAAAAAGUAGCCUUUUUACUCUUCCACUGUGGAAUGGUGAAGGCAGGAGAAGAAGAGUGGCAGUAGAUAGGUAACACAGUUCUGGUGAGAAAGUCACACCAGUGCAAAUCCGUGCUUUCACACUCGGGGACUCUUGCUCUAACGCCGCCCUUACGUUAAAUCUCCUUUUUCUUUUUUAAUACUCCCAUAGCAAUUCUGUAAGUUACUUUUUUAUUUAAGAAGAUGGAAUGUUUUAGGAGCUUUCUAAAUGUUUCAGAGAAUAAAAUCUAAGUAUACAAAGGCUAAUAACUUGCAUUUAUGUAGCAUUUUACCAGUUUAUGACUAUAUCUUCAUGUAUCUCAUUGAUCAUCAACAAGUCUGUGAGGCAGAUAGGGUAAAAAGUACUUUUGUCCCUAUUUUAACAGACGUGGAAAUUAAGGCACAAAGAUUUUUAAGAGACUAAGCCAAAACCACAUAGCUAAUAAAUAGUAAAGCCUUUAAACUUGGCAAGAGCCAACACUCCUACACUCUACUGUUAUACCAUACAGCCUGCAAAUGACAGGCACAUCUAUUAGUCUGUCCGUGAACUCUGCUUUAUAAAGUUCAGAGUAGUCAUUAUUAAAAUUCAGAAUAAGAUGUUCAGGCUUUGUUGCACAAAACAACAUAUUUUAAUCUGUUUUGGUUUAAUAUGUUUGACAUGGCUUAUUGCAAUUUAGUACUUCAGAUUUGCUUGGAGACAAGUUGCUGAAAGUUUACUAACACACUGUGUAGUUAGUUCGCCACAGUUAAUUCUCUUACACAGUUUACUGCUGGUAGACGCCGUAGCGUCGGCUGCAACUUAUGGCGCCCGUCUGUAUAACAGAAGGAAGCUAAAUUCUCUGCAGAUUAAAUCCAGUUGUAUAAAAAAUGAGGAUGAAGUUAGAUUAGCCUCAGUCUAGAAGUGUUGCAGGUCUUGUGCAAAUCAUUUGUUUAUUUAAUUAACCAAUCUUAGUUCUCGAGUGCGUGAUCCAUUGUUUUAUGCCUGUAAAUGAAGCUUCACGGCCUUAUUAUCAGCUAGUCUUAUUUGUCUAGGCUUUUUAUAGAGCUGACUUCUCUCCAGCCUUUAAAGGCAAGGAAAUUCAGAUCCAUUGCUUGAACACUAAUGAUUUGCAUUUCCCAAGGAGAACUGAAUUAAAGUUUUAUUAGUAAAUUGGGCCUAUAACCUUUAAGGCCAGAUUUUAUUAGAUUAUCACACAUCAGCAUUAGCAAAUUGUAAACUUUACUGAAAUACAGGAAUACAAGCCAAAAACCAAGGCUUAGAAUCCUGGAAACUUUGGAAGAUGUUUCAGCCUACAGAAAUUAUGCUCCUGACUUGGAAAAAUGUUUAAAGUGAGUUACUUCCCUUUGAAAAUGUAGAAGCAAGAGAAGAGCCACCAUCAUCGAGACUGUUAAUCGUCAGUCUGGUGAUCAGAGCAGAAUUCUUGGAGGCAUGCAUAUUAGCUGUACGUAGGGUGCUCUCAGAGGAAACCGGACUUACUGUCGCUUCAUUAGGAAUUUCAUUAAGGAUAAGAAAUUCAGCAGAACUAAGUCUGUAAAUAAAAAACAAUCUGAAUAUGACCAGAUCCUACUAAAAUGUUAACACAUCAAUUAUGGCGUAGCUUUGUACUUUUUUUUUGUACUAGAAGAAUAGACAUGGGAGUUAAUCCAAUCAUGACUGGUAGGUUAAUUAUGUCAUCAUCAUUUUUUUGUGUAUUAAUAGCAAUUUUGUUGGCUGUAUAGAUAUGUAAAAAUCAGUUAUAUAUUUAAACGGAAAAAAAGUAGAAUGUCCUUCAGCAAAGGUAACUGCUCUUAUGACCUGUUUGACCUCUUAUUCCCCCCCCAAAAAAAUAAUUAUGAGACCUAUUUUAAGGUAAUAGGACACAAAUUGCUAUUACAAAGGCUUACUUAUUCAUAUUUAAUAAAAGCAACAAAAUGCUAUGUAGUUUGGUUGAUAAGCACCACCACGUUCAAAAAAAAAAAAAAAGUGGGAAAGUGUAUCAUCCCUAUUUCCUCUAAGUCUGGAUUCAGUGAUACUGAGUUUACGCCUAAACCAAGGAUAUUUUCUAAUGUAAGUUUGAUUUAUUAGGCCAUCUGUGUUUCUAUUGACGUAACAGUGUAAAUUAAGUAUUAUAGCAGUUUUCUUACAUUAGAAAAAUUAAAGACUCAAAUAUAAAAAAAAAAAAAAAA